This is a messenger RNA of Ipomoea nil (Japanese morning glory), 719 nucleotides long. RefSeq names its product heavy metal-associated isoprenylated plant protein 28. NCBI's taxonomy places the organism in Eukaryota, Viridiplantae, Streptophyta, Magnoliopsida, Solanales, Convolvulaceae. The record is from RefSeq and is a predicted model, not a curated record. The coding region runs from base 111 to 539 and encodes 142 amino acids. The transcript has 2 exons. Gene Ontology annotation, molecular function: metal ion binding.
AGUUGAGGUUCAAUGCAUUAAGAAACAAAGUAACAACGUCAGUAGUAGUGAAAGCUAAGCUGUGUCGUUUGAAGUGGGCGGAGAGAUUGGAAAGGUCGGAGGGCAUAUCCAUGGCGAAUCUGCAGAUUGUUCCGGCGGGGACUAUAGGUAGCAAUAAUAAUGUGGAAGCACAGUUUGUGGAAAUGAUGGUUCCUCUCUAUUCUCAUGGAUGUGAGAGGAAGAUCAAGAAAGCCUUAUCCCAUUUCAAAGGAAUAUACUCUGUGAAUGUAGAUUUUAAUCAGCAGAAGGUGACCGUGUGGGGAAUAUGCAACAAGAAUGAUGUCUUGUCCACCGUUAGGAGCAAGAGAAAAGAUGCUCGCUUUUGGAAUCCCCAAGAUAACGCCACCGCCCUAGGAGGAGGAGGAAUAGAGGAAGAGCAAUCUCAAACACCGCCGAUUCAAAGACGUCUCUCCGCUCCACCUUUAGCUCUUCUCCGGGUUCGAUCCCUUAGCUGGAAAUUGACUCUCAAGAAGGCAUUCACCCGAACCUACUCAUUCUAAAGCCUGAACAUGCCUUCAAUUAUCUCGAUCUCGACCUUAUUCUUAGACGAUCCAAAUCCUUUUUUAUUUGAGUUAAUAAUGUAUUUUGAAACACUUAAGUACUUUGCUAGUCCUCUCACCGACCAAGCGAGGUUUGUGUAAAUAUUUUAUAAAAAUGAAUAUUUGAUCGAGUUAUUUCAA